AUGCGCUCACACAUUCAAAUUUCACACAUACGAUUAAAACGAACAUUUGUAGUCACUCUUGCUCGAGAAAAGUUUAUCGCCCUCGGUCCAAAGAACGAUACCAGCAAACACAAGAAAAUCAAGUUUGAUCCAACAGACGAACUAUGGAAAUCAGAUAUUAAUUUGAAUGAACAUAUUACGAAAGCAUUAGAAGCGCUACUUGAAAAAGAGCGUAAAUCUGGAGACCCCUUUAAACAACGCGCAUACGAAAAUGCUAUACACGUAAUAACAUCUUAUCCGGCCAGAAUAAUCUCCGGCGCUGAGGCCAAGAAAUUGCAAGGAAUUGGGAGUAGCAUAGCAAAUAAAAUUGACGAGAUUAUUAAAACAGGCACUUGUGAAUCGUUGAAGGAAAAACGGGAAGAGACAGAAUUAUUCGAGACUUUUAGUCAAGUAUUUGGGAUUGGACCAGUAGCCGCGAAAAGAUUUGUAGAAACAGGGUACAAAUCUCUCUCUGAUCUAGCGAGAGACCCCCACUUAACCGAUAUGCAGAAACUUGGAAUCAAGUAUGUCGAUGAAUUCAAGCUUAUGAUUCCAAAUGUAGAGGCUCAAGGGCUAGAACAUUAUGUUCAAGACAUAUUAAAGGAACUAAGUCCGGCGUACACAGGCAUUGCAUGUGGUGACUAUCGACGUGGACUACCCGAAACUCACUCACUAAACAUGGCGGUAACUCAUCCAAAUUAUACUUCUUCUCCCCCUAAUAAUCCCGGGAAACUUCUUCUUGAUAUGACUGAUGCAUUGACGGAUUUGGGCUUUCUCACGGAUCAUAUUUCAUCAGGGGCUUUGAAGUAUUGGGGUGUUUGCAAGUUGCCCACAGACAGCAAUGCCAUUCACAGGAGGAUACAGAUAAGACUUCUCCCAUAUGACCGUUACUGGCCUGGAAUAAUAGCUUUAACGGGUGACAAGCAAUUUGUAAAAUACUUCCGCCGCUAUGCAAGUGAGCAAGGGUUUCAUCUAGAUGACUAUGUUAUCUGCCGACGUAAUAAUGAAACUGGCGAACUCGGUCCACCGUUGAAAGUACAAAGCGAAGAACAAGUGUUUGCCAUAUUGAAGUUAAAGUAUAUUGAGCCGGAACAGAGAUCAUUCCGAGAUAUGAAAACGAGUGUAGACGGGACAAGAAUUGAGUUAAAAAAUGUACGAAAAUGGUGA
This is a messenger RNA of Paraglomus brasilianum, 1185 nucleotides long. Lineage: Eukaryota; Fungi; Glomeromycota; Glomeromycetes; Paraglomerales; Paraglomeraceae. The record is from the annotation of a GenBank genome assembly.